Molecule: messenger RNA, 1845 nt
Organism: Dermacentor andersoni
Lineage: Eukaryota; Metazoa; Arthropoda; Arachnida; Ixodida; Ixodidae
Biological process (GO): regulation of gene expression
Cellular component (GO): nucleus
Molecular function (GO): protein binding
Source: RefSeq, a predicted model, not a curated record
AUGAAUGCUACAGCAAAACAACAAGCGCCCGUUGUGUCACCGGCUGGCAGUGACCACUUCAACCCAAGUGCGACAACGGAUGCUGACCUCGAGGCGAACUCACCAAAGAAGGCACGUAGUGACGAUCAUGAGCCAUACAUCGAUGCCACAAUAGUUGAAACCGCCGACAUGGAAGCGGAAGACAGAUCUUUGACCACGGUGACGUACAAGAAAUCACGCCAAGCGGGUAUACCCAUGAUUUUCAAGCUCACCGACCCGGAAGCGUCGUUUUGGAAAGCUUACCAAGAGCCGUCUUACCACAGGCCUGUCACUCCAUAUGCGCCCUGCAGGCUGCCGCGGCCUCGUCGGCCAGUGUGCCCGACCCCGACGGCGGCAUCGUCUUGCCUGCCCGAGGAACAGGGAGAGCUGCUCAAGGCGCUGUUGUACGGUCGCUGGAUCUCGUGGGGCGGAAAGCGGCCGCCGCCCGCCGUCGAGGCCACCAUACUGUCCACUGUGCCACCAGGGGUUGUCGCAGGCACGCCGAGGCAGCUUCGGUUGGGCGUGUCCUCUGUACCCGGCUGCCAAGUGGGCGUGUUCGCCGCAGACCACAUUCCGAAGGACACGCAGAUGGGACCGUACCCGGGCGCACCAAAGCCGGCGCUAGCCCUCUGCAGAGACCCGGCGCUCGUCUGGGAGGCCAUCGAUGGUGCCAGCGGCCGCGUGCGCUUCUUCGUGGACGGUGCCGAUGCGGUGAUGCCGUCGUGGAUGACGUACGUGCAGUGCGCCCGCCACGAGCAGGAGCAGAAUCUGGACAUGCUGCUGCUCCUUCACGAAGGCAGCCUCUACUACAGGGUCACAAAGGCCAUUCACCCGGACGAAGAGCUCCUGGUGUGGUACGACGGAGAGCUGCCUCACUACAUGGGCAUUCCGGAUGCCUUGCUGCCCUCGGACACUCCGGUAAAGGAGAAGCCUCAAGACGGCAGCAGCGGCUCUCGCUCGUGUGUCAACGGGAGCGGCAGCAGCAUCUACGGCUCGUCUACGGCGUCUAGUGGCGGCUCAGGCCGGCUGAAGUGUGUGGUGUGUAGGCGGGGCUUCAACUCACGAAGCAACCUGCGUUCGCACAUGCGCACACACACGCUGGAGAAGCCCUUCGCCUGCAAGUUCUGCGGCCGCUCGUUCAGCCAGUCCUCGACGCUUAGGAACCAUCUGCGGCUGCACACCGGUGAGCGUCCGUACAAAUGCCUGGUGUGCCAACGUGCCUACAGUCAGUUGGCGGGACUGCGUGCUCACCAGCGCAGUGCUCGGCACAGGCCUCAGAGUGGCGCUCCUCCUGGCAGGGAGUUUGGCGAUGAGGGAUGUGGUCGUGACGACGUCAGGUCCCGGAAAGGGCCGCUGCCCGAGUUGCCGACUCGGAAGGAACAGGCCCUGCCCUUGUGCCGACCCCAAGGACUCGCGACAGCGAACGCAUUGCAUAGCUCCCUGCUCUCUGUGUAGAGUUGCCUGCAGAAGCUCCUUGGUUCCAGUGUUAAACCGUGUGGGGACUCAAUGACAAUCUAGUGAGGAACCAAAAGCAGCAGUGAACACAUGUGCAGGUCUGAAGACAUUAUCUGCGGGCUGCAGGGUGUCUUGCAGCUGCAUACUAGAGCAAGGAAGAACUAAGUCGCUGGAAAUGCGGCUGCUUCAGCGACUUGUGUGGGCCUGUAGACAAGGAAAAAAGAGCGCAAUACCCUUUGGGCCAUUCAUGUUCAACUGUAGAAGAGGAGAAGUAAAAAAAAGGAAUUUAGUUUGCGGGAAUCAGUUUGCUUCGUCGCUCUUGUUGACCAUAAAUAAAUAAUGUAUGGCUUGAAGCGUCAAGAGAAUAAAAUC